This is a messenger RNA of Mustela erminea (ermine), 2864 nucleotides long. RefSeq names its product transmembrane protein 267 (gene TMEM267). The transcript has 4 exons. The coding region runs from base 637 to 1284 and encodes 215 amino acids. Lineage: Eukaryota; Metazoa; Chordata; Mammalia; Carnivora; Mustelidae. The record is from RefSeq and is a predicted model, not a curated record.
AGUGAGAUGCGUUGUGGAUAUGUCGGCGGCUAAGUCUGGGGCACGGCGCCGGCAAAGCCAAGAAGAAAUGCCCAGGUUUGAUAGAGGAAGCCAACAAGGCACUCUGCCUUAUUCCACUGUCCCAAAGUUUUCCUUAUGGGGCACAAAGGGGAAGAAAUCGUAGCAGCCAUCACCUGCUCCAAAGAACACCGAGCUAUCGUUUCUCGUCCGUUAGGAAUGGGGCCAGUAUCCCGGCGUCCUCUCGGCCGACGCUUGGGGGCUGGAGCCGCUCUGGCCGGAGGCCGGCGUCUCUAUGGUGCCGGCCGAGGGGCGGGUAAAGGGGCGGAGCCGCCGUUCGCGCUGCGGGCUGCCGGGUGGAAAGCCGAAGGUGGGCGCGGCAGAGCUCCGGGAGGGCCCGGGUGGGAGGGGGACUGAGCGGACUCCGCGAAGCUGCGUCCUGAGGUCACUAAAUUGGGAUCACCACUUAAGUACUUGAAGUGAUCUUUUGAUGUUUCACUUUGCUCGUAACAUAUCAUAAGCUACCUCAUUCUUUUAGAAUCUCUACUUAUGUUAAACACAAGGGUGACUGGGAAUGUAAAUAAGAAUAAGCUGUUUGUUUCCUGAUGGCUUUUAGUAUAUACUGACAUACUGUCUGUGAUGGCGUCUGAGGCUGAGAAGACCCAUGCUUUACUCCAGUCUUGUAGCACAGAGUCUCUUAUUUCCAGCCUUGGUCUGGGGAUGUUUUGCCUAGUAGCCGACAGACUUCUUCAGUUUUCCAUAAUUCAGCAAAAUGACUGGCUUCGAGCCCUCUCUGAUAACGCCAUACAUUGUGUGAUUGGCAUGUGGUUGUGGGCAAUCGUCAUUGGCGUCAAGAAGACAACUGACUUUGGAGAAAUCAUUUUAGCUGGAUUUUUAGCCUCUGUUAUUGAUGUAGACCACUUUUUUCUAGCUGGAUCUUUAUCUUUAAAGGCUGCUUUGACUCUUCCACGAAGACCUUUUCUUCACUGCUCUACUGUCAUUCCAGUUGUGGUUCUGACCCUGAGGUUUACUAUGCACCUUUUCAAGCUCAAGGACUCAUGGUGCUUUCUUCCCUGGAUGUUAUUUAUAUCCUGGACAUCACAUCAUAUCCGAGAUGGAAUUCGUCAUGGCCUGUGGAUAUGCCCAUUUGGAAAAACCUCUCCUUUGCCAUUCUGGCUUUAUGUUGUCAUCACCUCCUCUUUACCUCACAUCUGUUCAUUCGUUAUGUAUUUCACAGGGACCAGACAAAUGAUGUCUUCAAAACAUGGGAUCCAUAUUGAUGUCUGAGCUAACCGUAUGCCAGGCUUCAAGAAGCAGAUGGUUUUGAUAAUGACAAUUAAGGGGAGCUAACACUAUCAAGUGAAUUUUUAACAAUAUAUUAAUUAUUAUAAUUCCUGAAUCAUCUUGCUCAGGAGGCAUGUACACUUUUUAAAAAAAUUAUAUUAAAUUAUAUAUUUGUUGUAAUUCUUUCUUCUGUAACACACUACUACAAUAUUAGAGUUUGAUUUAUCCCAUAAGAGAUUUUGUUUGUUUCUUCUGUUUACCUGGCUCUACUAAUAGAUCCUAGUAGAUUCAGAUCCUGUUAAGUUUUCGGUAUGCGUUUGAGGCAGUCCCUUUCAGGAUGAAGAACAGAUCAAAUCGUAGGGCUACUAAUUUGCAAAAAGUCACAUUUGUAGCGACAUUUUCCUGAGAUACUGCAACAGUGCAACAGCCAACAUAAACGAGAUCGUGUGUAAGAAGUAGAGUGAACACUCCCAUUUCUGUAUUUCAUGUCUAUUGGUCCUGAUGAUGGUGUGAUUGGCCACAUACUUCAGUACGUUGCAAUUACUGGCAGAAUCCUUUUCUGCACCCUUUUGAGAAAUCAUUAUAAUACCCAUAUGAGAUAGUAACGAACCGUAGAUCUAGAUGAUUUUUUCAGGAAUCACUUUAGGAAAUAAUUAUUGUAAUAUGUUGACUGUAGUAACAUCCUGCUCAAGUAUUAAUUUUUUAGUAUCUUUGUCCAAAAAUCUCAUGUGUUACAGUUUUAACUGUUCUGAAAAAGUGACUAAAUUUGACAAAAUAUUUGUUAAAAGUUAACAAAAUAUUGAUACGUGGCUUAUAACCAUGUAAUUUGAACUGACACAAAAAAGGACUUAACCAGUUUCUUCAAAUGUAAAAUCCUGAAUGUGCCAUUAAAAUUGUUUUAGUUGCUGCCAAUUUGUUUACACACUAUUUUAAAGUAUAUCGGUUAAAUAAUUUUUAAAAUACCUGCCUGAUACUGGCAAACAAAACAUGGGUUUUUCAAAAUGAAGGAUUUUUAGGAAAUUUGCUUUUGCCUUCCUUCUUGCAGGUUGAUCUCUUAAAAAUGAUGACCUUUAUUAGAGAAAGAAAAUUUAGUUGCUGUAAAAUUUUACAUUUUCAGUUUAAUAUUCCUUUGAUAUAAAAGUCAGUGUCCUAACAGCACUUGCUUUUUUUUUUUCAGUAUCCUAUGUACCAUUUGCUGUCUUUAGAUUUUCUUACACAUUUGUGAUUUGUAAUGCUAGUGAUUGUGUGCCUUAUUCUCCGAGAGAUGCUGAAGCAAUGCCUUAUCCAAAGCACAUUUUUCUUAUUUAUUAAGUUAAACAGAGCUCUGUAAAUUGUUGUAAAGGUUCACACUCUUUAGUUUUUCUUUUUGUUGUUAACCAAUUAGUUGCAAUCAAUUAUGUUUUAGAAUCUAUUAGAUUGUAAAUCUAAUAGAUCUUUCAUGAGCAAUGAUUGUGUCAGUUUGUUUGGUAUAAUGAAUAUUAUAUAGUGGGGGCAAAUUUGAAUAAGGUAGAGAUUUUUUAAGUAUAUAAUUUCAGAAAUCAAUGGAAAUAAAGCAUAUAUCUUGUAUCACCUUUUCUAAGUUA